Molecule: messenger RNA, 2554 nt
Organism: Acanthaster planci (crown-of-thorns starfish)
Lineage: Eukaryota; Metazoa; Echinodermata; Asteroidea; Valvatida; Acanthasteridae
Product: L-fucose dehydrogenase-like
Biological process (GO): steroid catabolic process
Cellular component (GO): cytosol
Molecular function (GO): estradiol 17-beta-dehydrogenase [NAD(P)+] activity
Source: RefSeq, a predicted model, not a curated record
UAAUACCGGUAGUACAUGAUGUAGUGGAUUCAGAAGAAUCCCAACAAAGACUUGGCUGAAUCGUGAUCUGUUGUCAUGGUUGUGCGGUUAUCAUGAUGUUUAUAAGCCCCUCAACCUUUGGACAUCAUCAGCAGAUUAGUGUUUUUUAUGUAACAGGACACAGUAAUGCUCUUUGAGAAAACCAAAGUGAGCUGAGGGGGCGGAACGCCAGAUCGCAUGCAUAUGAUGUGCUGAUGACAGGCACGCUAAGUUAAUGUGUGUCCAGCCGGCCGGGGAUUCGUACGUUUGACUUCUCCUUGCUAUAAGUACUAUUACAACUAGCACUUAGUUAACAGGAAGGGCUCCUCAUUUCUGUACCGUGUCCCGUCCCCUUUCUGCACCGCUAAAAUGGCCAAUAGUCAUUUAAGAUACCAGGACAAGGUUGCAUUAGUUACUGGAGGAUCUAAAGGCAUCGGAGAAGGAGUUGUGCGAGAAUUUGUCAAGGCAGGUGCGAAAGUUGCUUUCUGUGCGAGAGGGGUUGAGAUCGGCAAAGCUCUUGAGGUGGAACUUAAUAAUGCUGGGCCUGGGGAAUGCUUCUUCAUUCAGUGCGAUGUCCAAAAGGAAGAUGAAAUUAAGAGAACAGUUGAACAGACAGUGGAGAGGUACAAGAGACUAGAUUGUUUAGUCAACAAUGCUGGAUGGCAUCCCCCGGAGGAGAAGAUUGAUGACAUCACAGUGGACCAUUUCAAGUGGCUGGUUAACUUCAAUCUCGUCAACUAUUUUACCUUCAGCAAGUACGCUUUACCUCACCUCCGAAAGACCAAGGGAAACAUCAUUAACAUGUCUAGUCUGGUGGCUAAAAUUGGGCAGACUCACGCCGUGUCUUACGUCACUACAAAGGGAGGCAUCGACGCCAUGACCAGAGCUAUGGCUGUGGACGAGGCCCAGUAUGAAGUACGUGUCAACAGUGUCUCCCCAGGCAAUAUUUGGACACCCCUGUGGGAUGGCUUGUCCAAGGCCUCUGCCAACACGGAGGCAAUGAUUAAGGGAGGAGCUGAGGCACAGCUGAUUGGUCGGUUUGGCACCCUGGAGGAAUCGGGUAAGAUGUGCCUGUUCAUCGCUGCCGAAGCCACCUUCUGUACCGGCAAUGAUUUCCUGUUGUCAGCAGGGGCGGAGCUAAACUACGGCUGCAAGACACGAAUGAAGGAGCGUAGCAAUAUCUAUGAGUAAUUAAACUAUGGAGUCCCAGUGAUCCACUUUACUCGGUGGCAGAUUGUAAACCUGCAGUCUGAUGUUCAAAUGAAAUUUAAUCAAAGAUUAAUAUCCAUUGAUACAGUUUGAUUUCUUUGGGAGCAAAAUAUGACAUAUUUGGAGCUGAAAGCUUCAAAGUCAAGCAAUGAAAUCAGGCAAAGCCAGAGAUGGAGGCAGAGACGAAAGCUGGCAAAAUCUCCCGAAGAGCUUUAAAGAUUCGUGGUGGGGUUUCCUGCUUUUAAAUCUGGGAUGAGGAGAGCUGCAGUUCAGCCAAGCUGCCAAAAAAAUUAGCUUGCCAUUCAUAAUUUUUACAAACUCGAUGUAAACAUUUCAAAAAGGACUUCAUGCCUACUGAAAAAAUAGUGCUGCAAGAUUUUAAUAUCUAUGUUUCCCUUUAAAAACUUUGUGUAUAUUGUUUUUAAGUUCAGUCACUUUAAUUCAAUCAUCUGAGAUUGAAAUGAGUGUGUCGAAAUGUUUGUUUAAAAUAUAUAUUAACCUUGCCAAAUUUCAAAUCAACAUCAGAGAUGAGUCUGUCAGAUUGAGUUUGUUUAAUAAUUGAUUUUGACCAAUUCAUCCUCGGAGAUGAAUCUGUCAGCUUUUUUAUAAUUGAUUUUGACCUCAUCAGUCGCCAAACAUGUUUUACCACUAACAUCCAACAGUACUACUGUGUCAGAAAUAUGCAAAUACAUGCAAAUAUGCAAGCUUUACCAAAUUUGUGGUCAUAUCUCAUUCACAGAAAAGCUCAUGAUUGGUCAGGGUGAUAUUUACUUUUCCUUGUAUUUGUGCUGUAUCCCUUCCAGCAGUUAUUUUGUACAUAAGGUCAUAUUAGGCCAAAUAAUUUGAACACUGGAGAAAUAUAGUGUCAUUUGAAAUUGCGAGUUUGGUUUUUCAUAGUCCGGCUGGAUAACUUUUGUAAGGGAAAGUUAACAGUUUUGAACAGGAGAAAUUUGUGUGCUUACUAGCGACAAAACAAGAAACAGUUUUGACGCUUUUUGUUGAAAGUUUAUAAUCAUUUUAUUAACGAAGAAAAGGUUUGAUUAGCAUGUAUUUUACCCGUAUUUUAUAAUUCUUUAGAUUUGAUCAAUGGUACAGCAGUCUCUUCAGGUUAUGAAGCCGAGGAAGGAUUUUAAGCAAAGUUUUUGCAAGAAAUAAUAAUGUGUCAAAUGUCAAGAUCUUUUAAGGGGUAUUUAGCCUCAGGUUAAGGAGUUUGAGACUCAUCUUCCUGGCUCUACCAAAUUUGACUUUUUCUUUAAAAUAUUCUGAAUUUUUAUAGCCUAUGUUCUUAUUUUGUGUAGAAUUAGUAAUAAAAAUCUGGCAUACACCA